CUGUACGGCACGCAGGAUGGGUCAAUCUGUGUGCACGUUGUCAUACUCUACAGCGCCUUCAGUCAACGCGAACGGAAAGGCUGCUCGAGUGACGGGUGGAACAUUACAGCUUUGCGGAUUUGCCUGUUUGGAAAGCAGGAGCCACCGGUCGGACAACAAUCCGAUGAAAAAUAAACAUCUACCAAGGCUUAAAUCGUACCAGCGGCGUCACGCGUUUGGAGUCGAAGGGGAUGUGCUUGAGGCGCGCGGAGACAUAGACGGCCAGAGGAAGUCGUGCGACUCACAAACGGAUCGCACCGCCGCCUGCACGACUGCUCGCGGUCACGCACGGGCUUCCGCGCGUUCUGUCGCGAACUUCAAAGGAGUUUCGACGGAGGAAACAACUGUAGCAAUCGAUGCGUGCUUCAGUAACGCCGGUGCGCUCGAGCGGGCCGAUCUCACCGAUACACAAUGCGGAGAACGAGCAGCUACAGAGAAGCAGAAUCAUGAGUGGAGAAGCUCAACCCGGAGCAUGGAGGAACCCAGAGAAAGAGACCUCAAUAUAAGUGGGGUUGGUUUCGAUGGCACAGCAGCACUAAGGCUGUUCACACCUAUACGCACUGGCCCAUUUACAGAGGAAAAUAAAACGGUUCCAGAGCUACAUAUUCACUCUUAUGUCGCCAACAGGCUCCUCGUUCCUUCACAUAUGACCAAAACUCCACCGACUGAAGAAGCAUCUUCACCGGGAGAAACGCCUCUGGACUUUACGCACAGAACCAAGGACCAAAACAACACCCCCAUCUGUCCUGAAGAGGAAUGCGUCCAUCGCCAUGGUUUAAUGGAGUACCACAGCUUCCCCGGAACAAUUCCGAGACUUAUUGUGACCCACGAUCCGAGCCCCGGCCAAGCCGAGGACGUGGAGGUCACCGAGUUUCCGCUGAGCUUCGGGGCUUUAUCUCUGGACCUGCAGUCCGGUCACGAGUCUCCGUGCUCGGACAGUGGCUGUGGAGGCUCCCCUGUUCCCCGCGUUUCCCUCCGAAAACUCUCCAGCUCAUCCUCAGCUGGACUCUCGUCCGCGUCCUCCUUCGAGGAGUCAGAGGAUGACAUAACCGGGAGUGACGUCGAGCCCUCCGGCUUGUCCCCGAGCACGCGCCUCCCGUUCGGCAGCCCGGAACAGCUGUCCCGGCCAAGAUCCUGGAGGAAGUUAAAAAGCAUGGUGCACAUCACACCCUUUGUGGUGUCCUAUAAGAAGCACUACCCGUGGGUGCAGUUAGCCGGCCAUGCAGGUAAUUUCCAGGCAGGAGAAUAUGGACGGCUGUUAAAGAAGUACUGUGCAUGUGAGCAACAGUGCCUGGAGAAGCUGAUGUCCGACUCGCUCAGGCCGUACGUUCCCGGCUACUACGGCGUCGUACGGAAAGACGAUCAGGACUACAACCUGAUGGACGACCUGCUGGCUGACUUCAACUCUCCGUCCAUUAUGGACUGUAAGAUGGGCAGCAGAACAUAUUUGGAAGAGGAACUGGUGAAAGCUCGCGAGCGGCCCAAGUUGAGGAAGGACAUGUAUGAGAAGAUGGUGGCGGUGGAUCCGGACGCUCCGAGCGCAGAAGAGAAGGCUCAGCAGGCCAUACUGAAACCACGCUACAUGCAGUGGAGAGAAACUCUCAGCUCCACAGCCACGCUCGGCUUCCGCAUCGAAGGAAUCAAGAAAGCAGAUGGCACCUGCAACACCAACUUUAAAAGGACCAAGUACAGAGAGCAGGUUAUGAAAGCCUUGGAGGACUUUGUGGAUGGAAAAACACAGAUCCUGAAGAGUUAUCUACUGAGGCUAGAGGAACUGCGAGGAGUUCUAGAGACAUCGGAGUUAUUCCAAACACACGAGGUGGUGGGCAGCUCUUUGCUCUUUGUCCACGACACUUCAGGCCUGGCGCGAGUCUGGAUGAUCGACUUCGGAAAGACGGUUCCUCUUCCUCCACACCAGAGACUGGACCAUCGCACUCCGUGGAACGAAGGCAACCGUGAAGAUGGAUACCUGUGGGGAAUGGACAACUUAAUCGAGAUCCUCGGCUCCAUGAUUCCGGACAAAUCGUACGUCGAGCCAUGAAUGGAGCGCUCACUGUUCAGUGGAUCAGGGGCCGUAGACACUUUCUAGACCAGAUAACUGUUGCUACUGGCUUCGUGCUUGGAGAAAGAAAAACAGAAAACAUGGAAAAGAAGGAGAAGAAACGUCGGAGUGCCUUAGCAGACUCGGGAGCAGGAUGCAUGCACCACGUAUGCAGUGUCUGUGCACAAUUGAACCAAAAGUACAGCCUUUUGUUUUUUUGUUUUUAAAGCUGGUUUGUACGU
This is a messenger RNA of Tachysurus vachellii, 2322 nucleotides long. It is a transcript of the gene itpkcb, whose product is annotated as inositol-trisphosphate 3-kinase Cb. Gene Ontology annotation, biological process: inositol phosphate biosynthetic process. The record is from RefSeq and is a predicted model, not a curated record. NCBI's taxonomy places the organism in Eukaryota, Metazoa, Chordata, Actinopteri, Siluriformes, Bagridae. Bases 17 to 2080 code for a protein of 687 amino acids. Gene Ontology annotation, cellular component: cytoplasm; nucleus. Gene Ontology annotation, molecular function: inositol-1,4,5-trisphosphate 3-kinase activity; inositol tetrakisphosphate kinase activity. The transcript has 7 exons.